This is a messenger RNA of Orbilia oligospora ATCC 24927, 1431 nucleotides long. RefSeq lists its product as uncharacterized. Bases 1 to 1431 code for a protein of 476 amino acids. The transcript is spliced from 5 exons. The record is from RefSeq and is a predicted model, not a curated record. NCBI's taxonomy places the organism in Eukaryota, Fungi, Ascomycota, Orbiliomycetes, Orbiliales, Orbiliaceae. Gene Ontology annotation, biological process: COPI coating of Golgi vesicle. Gene Ontology annotation, molecular function: GTPase activator activity.
AUGGCUGCCCUUGCUGACAAGGCCGAGUCGCAGAAGAUCUUUGAUAAGCUCAAGUCUAAGCCGGCCAACAAGGUCUGCUUCGACUGUGGCGGCAAAGCACCUACCUGGGCGUCAGUUCCCUUUGGUAUUUAUCUUUGCCUAGACUGCUCUGCCGUUCACCGAAACCUUGGAGUUCACAUCUCCUUCGUCAGAUCCACCGUUCUUGACCAAUGGACAUGGGACCAACUUCGUCUUAUGAAAGUCGGCGGGAACAAGGCUAUCCAGGAGUUCUUCAUCGAUAACGGUGGUUCUGCCGCUCUAUCAGCCAAGGACGCGAAAGUCAAGUAUCAGUCAAAUGCUGCCACCAAGUAUAAGGAAGAAAUUAAGAGGAGAGCUGCUGAAGACGCUAAAAUUCAUCCAGACUUCGACGUCGACGACGGGGCCGUUGUCGUAACUGCCGAAGAGGAAGAAGAAGAUUUUUUCUCAUCAUGGGAUAAACCAGCUAUCAAGCGGCCAUCGCCAUCUCCUUCACGAACUGGCACCCCUGUCAGCCGAACCGCCUCUCCAUUCUUGAACGCUAAUGCUGCCGGUAACGGAACAUCACGACCGAAAUCACCGCUCGCCUCUGGGGCAAAAGCUUCCACUCCAGCCGGCACACCACCUGCCACCGUCGUCUCGAAAGCUGUCCCCGCUGCCGCCGCUGCCGCAACAAGGGCCAAGCCAACCGGCGCUGGUGCUGCAGGUGCCAAACGUGGAGUGUUAUCUGGGAAGAAGGCACAGAAGAUUGGGGCUAAAAAGGUCGUUGCUGCCGAUAUAGAUUUUGAAGCAGCCGAGAAGAAAGCAAAGGAAGAAGCGGAAAGAAUUGCAAAGCUGGGGUACGACCCUGACGCCGACGAAGUCGAUGAGAAGCCCGCCAAGAGCAGCGUCGCAAGCCCCACAAUUUCGUCGUCUAGCAGGAGUGUGAAUACAACUACGGCGGAUACAGAAAAGGCUACAGCACAGAUGGCUAGAUUAGGAUUCGGACAAAUUGCAAAUAAUAAACCUGCUCCAGCCCCUGCGAAGAAGAUGGGUGGAUUCGGAUCUACAGGCACAAGACCGGUUGAUGAUGACUCGGAAAGAUAUGCUCGAGAUAAAUUUGGCACCCAGAAGGCCAUUUCCUCUGAUCAAUUCUUUGGAAGAAAUGCUUAUGACCCCUCAGCACAAGCUGAAGCCAAAACUCGUCUUCAGAACUUCGACGGCGCCACCGCUAUCUCUUCAAAUGCCUACUUCGGACGGGAAGAGGAGGAAGAUAACCGACCUACUAGUGGAGACUUCAGCAGUAUUGAGGGUACUGCUCGAGACAUUGCCCGAAGAUUUGCUGGUACUGCGGGUGAUGAUUUGGAAAACAUUAGCCAAAUGGUUGGACAGGGUGUGGAGAAGGCCCAGGAUCUUUUGAGGCAGUACAUGCGGUGA